CAAGCUUAAAUAAGGGACACAGCUUCUUCGUCAUUAACAUUUAACAGCUUACCAUAAACUGAGGGGCCGGCGAUUCUCCGGCCACACAGAGUGAGUGGGCGAUAGAGUGAGUCAAAGAAAGAUAUUCGUCAGUAGUUGAGAGAUUCUUGUUUCAGGCUGCUGAAGAAAUGGGUGCUGGUGGGAGAAUGGCCGUUCGUCCUACUCAGAAGAAGUCAGAACUCGACAUUCUGAAGCGAGUUCCUUACUCGAAACCGCCAUUUACUCUUGGACAGGUCAAAAAAGCAAUACCACCUCAUUGUUUUCAGCGGUCUGUUCUGCGUUCGUUCUCCUAUGUUGUCUACGAUCUCACCAUAGCCUUUCUGCUAUAUUACGUUGCUACCAAUUACUUCCACCUUCUUCCUCGCUCCCUCUCUUAUGUGGCAUGGCCGAUAUAUUGGGCCAUCCAAGGCUGCAUUUUGACUGGUGUUUGGGUCAUAGCACAUGAGUGUGGCCACCAUGCCUUCAGUGAUUAUCAGUGGCUUGAUGACACAGUUGGCCUUGUCCUCCACUCUUGUCUCCUCGUCCCUUAUUUUUCUUGGAAAUACAGUCAUCGCCGCCAUCACUCUAAUACUGGGUCUCUUGACCGUGAUGAAGUGUUUGUCCCUAAACUGAAAUCCAGUAUCAAAUGGUACUCCAAAUACCUUAACAACCCGCUAGGCCGAGCUCUCACACUCACCAUCCAACUUACUCUUGGCUGGCCCUUGUACCUAGCAUUCAAUGUUUCAGGAAGGCCAUAUGAUCGCUUUGCUUGCCACUUCGAUCCAUAUGGCCCUAUUUACUCAGAUCGUGAGAGGCUUCAAAUUCUCAUUUCUGAUGCUGGUAUUUUUGCUGUCCUUUUUGGGCUCUACCGUCUGGCAGCAGCCAAAGGGCUGGCAUGGGUUUUCUGUGUUUACGGAGGACCACUGUUGGUGGUGAAUGGAUUUCUCGUUUUGAUAACAUACUUGCAGCACACCCACCCUUCUUUGCCGCAUUAUGAUUCGUCUGAGUGGGACUGGUUGAGAGGUGCUCUAGCAACUGUUGACAGAGACUAUGGAAUCUUGAACAAGGUUUUCCAUAACAUUACAGACACUCAUGUGGCACACCAUUUGGUCUCGACAAUGCCACAUUAUCAUGCCAUGGAAGCUACAAAGGCCAUCAAGCCAAUUUUGGGAGAUUAUUACCAGUUUGAUGGGACUCCGGUCUUCAAAGCAAUGUGGAGGGAGGCAAAGGAGUGUAUUUAUGUUGAACCAGAUGAAGUUGACCAGGACAAAGGAAUUUUUUGGUACACAAAAUAAUACAAACAGAGCAGUGUGGAUGGGAAAUUCCAAAUUCGUUGCAAAAACCAUUGGCUUCCCUUCCUCUGGUAAUUUAACUCCUUUUAGCUUUUCACUAGUCUUGGUUCUUUUUAAUUUUUUGACCCCCCUAGUUAUGGAAAAAGUAAAAAAGAACAAAUGCAUGGGUUCAGGUUCUGGUUUUUUUCUCCUUGAAAAUGAGUCUUGGUUCUUGGAUGAGAGGGGUUUGUACCUCUGUGUAGUUCAUCAAUCGUAAGAUUUGUAGGAAUUGUUGUCGAACUCAUAGUUUCCACUUUGGGCUGAAAUAGACCCUUCAUCUUUAAUCUUUGAGAUGUGUUUGCAUGGUCAUUGAAUGAAAUUGCUGUGAUUGAUAUCUC
Molecule: messenger RNA, 1687 nt
Organism: Tripterygium wilfordii
Lineage: Eukaryota; Viridiplantae; Streptophyta; Magnoliopsida; Celastrales; Celastraceae
Product: delta(12)-fatty-acid desaturase FAD2
Exons: 2
Coding region: 168-1313 (381 amino acids)
Biological process (GO): lipid metabolic process
Molecular function (GO): oxidoreductase activity, acting on paired donors, with oxidation of a pair of donors resulting in the reduction of molecular oxygen to two molecules of water
Source: RefSeq, a predicted model, not a curated record